Messenger RNA from Pyricularia grisea, 354 nucleotides. RefSeq lists its product as uncharacterized. The record is from RefSeq and is a predicted model, not a curated record. The transcript has 2 exons. The coding region runs from base 1 to 354 and encodes 117 amino acids. NCBI's taxonomy places the organism in Eukaryota, Fungi, Ascomycota, Sordariomycetes, Magnaporthales, Pyriculariaceae.
AUGCCAAAUCUCACAGCAAGGUGCAAAGCGGUAAGCUCCCGUCGCCGCGCCGGUCGCACCACUCCAGCACCGCUUUCACCACACUCUGGUGGCUGCGGUCACCGCCGUAUGCAGGAGGCCGCGCUGGCGCAAGUCGGCGGUAAACAAGUCCGCUCCGAGGUCCAGAAGAGCGAGGGUGGCGUCGACAUUACCACCGUCGACGACGCGGUGCAGCGGGGUCAGCCCCGCUGGCCCGCUGCGCACUUCGAGUUUGGCCCCGGCUCCGACAAGGAGGCGCGCCAUAUCGAGAUUGCUGGAGAGAAUGGCUGUCAGCAGCGGGCUGCACUUCUUGAGGGCGACGGAUGCCACUGCUGA